AUGUCUCCAAUGGACGCUGCAGGCGAAGCGCGUCUAGCAAAGUUGCGCGCGUGUAUUCGCAAAAAGUUCGGAUCAAGUGGCAGCAAAUGCCGCACGAAACGCGCGCUAGUUAUGGCGGACGAAGGCUCACCGUCCACGAAAACGCCGCGCACGAGAGUUCGCCAACGCAUUGCUCAGGCCUCACACCUCAGCUCAGAACAGCUUUUUGUUCAGCAAUUUGGUAGCGGCGUGGAGCUGAUGAGUGAAGAGUUUGAUCUUGCCCGACCGACCGGUCACCCCGUCCGUUUAUCAACCUCAUCGACUACCACAAUACAACAACAACAAGCAGUCAUAGCGCCGACUAAUUAUUUUUCCUUUGCUUCGAUGGCAAUAUCGAAUUCUUCGUUUGCCAGUUCACUUCCUGCACCAUUGACUUCCGUCCACAAAUUGACGCGACCGAAACACAUUCGCACGCCAAGAAAGGCAGCUGUUAAAAGAAUACGAGGAGGAGAAGGCAGCGCCGAGAAAGCACUUUUGUUGAGAAAGCCUCGACUUGGUGGAGCCAGCUCCAGUAGCAUCAAUUACACUGGUUCAAGCGUCUCGGCGAUGGGCCAUCAGACAGUCACAACCCUGUCAUCGUCUUUCGACACUGAGAAAGCUUUUGCGUCUGUCACGAACCAAAAUUGCAAGUUCCAGCCUAGCAGCUAUUUUUCAGUGACGUCACCAAGUAAAUUUCACUUCCCUUCUAGCGCUACGAAACUUUUACCGCAACGCCAGGCACUGCGGCGGUAA
This is a messenger RNA of Plasmopara halstedii, 771 nucleotides long. RefSeq lists its product as uncharacterized. The coding region runs from base 1 to 771 and encodes 256 amino acids. The record is from RefSeq and is a predicted model, not a curated record. The transcript has a single exon. NCBI's taxonomy places the organism in Eukaryota, Oomycota, Peronosporomycetes, Peronosporales, Peronosporaceae.